CACCGGAUCUCAUGCUCUUGUUGUUGCUGUGGUGCACUGGACGACCGAAACGAGACGUUUCAUAUGAUGUGUGAAUUGUAUACAAAUGUUUGCGAUGGUGUUGGUAGUUUGUAUACAAUUGUAUCGUUUGUUUCAAUGUUUAUUUGUGUAUUUUUAAAGGUAUUAAACUUCUUUAUCUGAGGAUAAAGCUGUAAAUAUCCGCGAGAUUUACUACACGACGCGUGUCAUUUCGUUCCCCAAGAAAAACAGCAAAAUACAACUGAAGUGGAAGAAAAAAACCAUCCAACUAUAAACGAAAAAACCCUAAAUACAAACUGCAACAACUGGAAAAUUACAUUGAAUACCCAAACAACUUAAAAUCCUGCAUUUCGUCGGUUUUUGUUUAUUCAUAUUGGAUUCGUAACGACUUCAAAAAUCGCAUCAUCACAUCCCAAAAAAAGAAAGGAAAUUGUUUGCUACUCGAACUCGUAUUGUAUGGUUUAUAUGUAUAAAUAUUUGUCUGUCCGUCUGUCUACUCACUCGUUUUUUUAAAUGGCAACAUUUAGGCCAAAACUGCAAUUGCAUUGAUUUGAUUUCUCAUCGUAUUCUCUAGAGGAGUUUUGGUUGGUUUUUGUUUUACGUUUCGUUUGUUGACCAGAAGCAUCCGUUAAUGUUUUACCAACAACUUAACGGCUCGUUGUUUCUUAUUGCCAUAAUGUGCACAGCUAGCUGCUGCUCGCACUAUACUCCUCAACAUUUCUCGUACAACAAUCAGUGAUUUUAAAUCUUUUUGAAUUUUAAAUUUAAACCAUUCAACGACAAUAAGAGGAAAAAAUACAAGAAAAAAGAAAAAAACUAUUUACCAAAUGUGAAUUUUGUGGCGGCUUCUUCUAAAAAAAAUAUUGUACAAAGAAAAAAACUAUCUACAAACGUUCAAUUUCUACAUAAGACUACAAAGCAAAAACAGUACUACAAUAAAAAAACCUUUUGUGGCGUGAAAAUAAAAAAACAAACAAUUGUUUAUUGUCUUUUCAGCAAAAAAAAUAGGAAUUUCGCUUGGAAAUUACAAUCAUAACUUUGUGUUUUGUGCUGGUUUUUGUAAAAUUUUCUAGACUUACUGUCGCCGCAGCAAAAGCCGCCGCCAUGUUGGUUCCGCCUGAUAUGAUGGCCGCCCAGACGCGCAUGAUCUAUCAGAUGAAUCGUUAUUGUGCUGAACGUGUUCAAGCUCGCAUGUUUAAAACUGCUACGGCCAUUCGCGAAAUUUGCAAAAUUGUCCAGGAUAUUUUAAAAGAGGUCGAAUUACAGGAACCUCGUUUUAUCUCUAGUUUAGUUGAGUGUAAUGGCAGAUAUGAAGGCGUCGAAGUUAUCUCACCCACAGAAUUCGAAAUUGUUUUAUAUCUCAAUCAAAUGGGUGUUUUUAAUUUUGUCGAUGAUGGUACUCUACCCGGUUGUGCCGUUCUCAAGUUAAGUGAUGGUCGCAAAAGAUCCAUGUCCUUAUGGGUGGAAUUUAUAACAGCCUCUGGUUAUUUGUCGUCAAGAAAAAUAAGGGCACGUUUUCAGACUCUGGUAGCACAAGCAUGUGAUAAAAGUAUUUAUCGUGAUAUGGUGAAAAUGAUUGGCGAUACUACGGAGGUAAAAUUGAGAAUACGUGAACGGUAUAUAGUUCAAAUAACACCGGCAUUUAAAUGUUCGGGUAUAUGGCCAAGAUCGGCGGCACAUUGGCCUUUACCGCAUAUACCCUGGCCACAUCCAAGUAUAGUGGCUGAAGUUAAAACGGAAGGUUUUGAUUUGUUGUCGAAAGAAAGUGUCAUAUUUCAGAAUAAAACAAAUAAUGCGGCCAGCAUGGAGGGAGAUGCUUGGGUGUUGAGUUUUUUUGAGGCCGAAAAUAGAUUGUUGCAAGGUGGCUGCCGUCGUCGUUUGCUUAGCAUUUUGAAAACUUUAAGAGAUCGUCAUUUGGACUUACCCGGUAAUCCGAUAACAGCCUACCACUUGAAAAAUUUGUUACUCUAUGAAUGUGAAAAACAUCCACGAGAUUUUGAAUGGGAUGAACCUUGCAUUGCUGAUCGUAUCAAUGGUAUAUUUCUGCAAUUAAUAUCCUGUUUGCAGUAUAGACGUUGUCCCCAUUAUUUUCUACCUAGUUUGGAUCUAUUUAAAGGUAAAUCUCCUAGUGCCUUAGAACAGGCAGCCAAACAGGUGUGGCGUUUAACACGUGAGAUGUUAACAAAUAACAAUGCAUUUGAAAAAUUGUAAAACGUUAAAGAAGAAAGAGCCCAACUAACAAAAGAUAAAGGAAGUCUGCUGCUGUAAGCAUUAUUUAAAAAUAAAAUGUGUAUAAAAAAAUGAAAACAAAUUCCCCUAGAAAAGCAACGAUAAAAUCAAAGAUUUUUUUAACUAAAUUUUUCUAAAACAAAUUCUUUACACUAUAAUCCUUAGAUUUUAGAUAAAAAACAUUUUUCAUAUACAUAUGUAUUCAUAAUUAAUAGAAAGAGUGCUUUACAUGUGUGUUUUAAUUUCGAUUUUAUAAAAGAUUUUUAUCGGCACUCAUAUGUUGUAUUUAUCACAGGAUAAUCUGUCUUAAUAUUUUUUAAUUUUCCUCUCUUUUUUCACUAUCUAUUGUUUUAGAAAUUUUAAUAUUUUAUUUUUUUUGUAAAUCAUUAUUUACUAACCCUUAAACAUUUCAUAGUCUCAAAUAUUUCACAAUGAUAAAAAAGUUUUUUUUCGAUUUUGCCUAUAACUUUGUAUACGAUUAGAUUUUAUAAUUCAUAAAUAACUAAGCAAAAGUGAUAAUUUGUAAUGUAUAAUUAAGGAAAAUGUUUAGUGCAACGAUUUUCAUUGAAAUUUAUAUCAGUUAUCGACAAACGAAUAAAUGUUGAAGUGCUUUACGCGAACACCAUGAAGUCUUGAUGUUGAACACCGUGAAGUCUUUUUCAACCGCUGGGUAAGCUUCUGAGACGUCUUACUACCGCCUCAUUGUGCUUCUUAUUACACUCCGUUGACAAUUUACGAUUAUGGAAUUUGCGAUGCAGUAUGUGUGCACCUUGGUCAAGUAUUUUAAUUAUGUGAUCUCUGACCAUUGCUGCCCCCGUCACAUGUAUAAGAUACCUUUCUUCCAUCACCAUUUAGUCCAGAAAACUUUUCAUUCAUUCGAAACACUCAUAGAAAACAACAUCCGACACACACAGUCUCGGUAUACUCGGCAAGACCCGUAACCGAAUACAACUUUAUUCAUUCUGUAUGAUAUACAUUUAUCUGUUGGGGAAUCUGUUGUCAUCGGCAACUGUUCCAAACUUAUCUCGAAAUAUAGACUUUACAGUGAAUCAGACUUUCAUCUGCAUCUCAUUCUUCCCGCGAAUUUGGGUUUCAACCACAGCUACUACCUAGAUAUAUUCUGAAGGAACAUCAACCAUCUGACCAGCCAGGACAUAGUCCUAAGGGCAACUGGCCACCCGUAGUACCAGAUUAUGUGAUUCUCUGGUUCGACCCCAUGUCAAAUCAUUCCAAGUAAUGUAUGAGGAGUGAAGUGACAAUAGCAGUUUAUAGAAGAUCUUUUCCCUUGCAAUCCAAAUAACAAAAAGUUGGGAUCUAAAGGAGCCGGAGGGCAGAUUUUAGACGAAAUAUCAAUGGUCACCAUUCAUCGUAGAUCGACGCAAACAAGGAGAAAGUAAAAAUAUCAGUGAAUUCCUGCUCAUGGUUCUCUUUUUCUCCGAAAACGAGACGCACUGAUCCACGGGGCUCAAAAAUUAUGUAGAAUUUUGCUAAUGUUUGACUCAUUUGUCAUUUAUACUCUAAGAAAUGUUUGAUAUCGAAAGUAGACAAAAUAUAUCAAAUCCUUAUAGAAAGCAAAAUAUUCUAGGUUUGGUUACUUCUGUGUAGAACUAGCGGCAAGGCCUAGAAAAUAUGAAACUAAAAGAAAGAAAAUUUUCUAAAUAUUUGGAAACAAAGUGUUACUAUAUCAGUGCCUGUCCGUCUGUUACAUAACACAGCCUGACAAAUUUUAAGCCCAAUGUCCAGAAUAUCUUCUUCUAAAGUAGCGAGCGGUGCUGAAACUAAUAUAUCGAAAAACAAAGAAAUUUAGUCAGAUGUUAAAACUUUAUUUUAAUGUUCAUAGAGACAAAUUUCUGGACAAGAUGUGAUGAAAAAAUCUGAGAAACAGAUUCUAUUUGAGUGCUGCUUGAUCCUUGAUCUGAGUGUUUCGACUUUAUUUGUCAGCCUUUUAUUCAGGAGCAUGUUACACCAAAAAGUAAAAUUAUUUUUUUUCGAAAUCGCCCUAAAAUCGUUACACUUAACAUUUUUCUAAAUAAUUUAUAAUAUUUAUAAAUUUUGUUUAAAACAAUUAAGUCUUAAUAUUUUUCUAAAAAAUA
Lucilia cuprina (Australian sheep blowfly) is the source of this 4340-nucleotide messenger RNA. RefSeq names its product protein mab-21-like. The record is from RefSeq and is a predicted model, not a curated record. The transcript has 3 exons. The coding region runs from base 1123 to 2229 and encodes 368 amino acids. Lineage: Eukaryota; Metazoa; Arthropoda; Insecta; Diptera; Calliphoridae.